AACACAAGCCUGCAUGGAGUACCGAGAAUUACUUUAUCAAGAGGAUACUUCAGAAAGGUUACAUGGAUUCUAUUGGUACUCGGAGGAGCUGCAUUCGCAAUGUAUCAUUUGGGUAAAAUAGUACAGAAUUAUAGAGAGUACCCUCUAUCAACCUUACUAUCAAUAGAAAAUAACAACAAACUGGACUUCCCUGCUGUUACUAUCUGUAAUAUGAACCCAGCUAGAAGAUCUAUCUUGAAACAGAAAGCUGAAGAAUUAGGUUAUACAGAGCUGCUAGACGUUAUAAACGAAGCGGUAAAAAGUAGCGGAGAAGAAGAAGAGGAAACUGAGGAAUCAGAUGAAGAAUUCUUUGAAGCUCUUACCAGUUUGACCAUGGAACUGUAUUUAGAUGAGAAUGAAUAUUCCGAAUUUCUUGCUGACACCGUUGGUGCUAAACUUCAUGUUCAUCAGCAAGGUAUUAUGGCCUUUCCUGAAGAUGAUGGAAUUUCUUUGACUCCAGGAUUGUCAACCUCAGUUGGUAUCAGCCAGAUUCAGGUAAAAAGAAGUAUACCACCCCAUGGUCGGUGUAGACAUUAUUCCAGUGAUGACAAUUAUAAAGUGAAUAUGUAUGCCGGCGCCCACAAAUUACAAAUCGACUACUCAGAGAAGGCAUGUCAGAAAACCUGCUAUCAAAAGAAUCUUAUCCGUGAUUGUGAAUGCUGCCAUUUCGAUUACCCUUGUAGUGGUUAUGCAUUGAGGAAAGUCAUAGAGGGGGUUAAAGUACCUAAACUGAAGAGAUGGCGAUGUAUGGGAGACAUAUUUCAGAAAUACGAACGAGAUGAACUAGAUUGCUCAAACGACUGUGCACAAUCCUGUAGUGAAACGGUGUAUUCAACAGACAUUUCAACCGGGCGGUGGCCGUCUGUACCAUUAAUUAGGAGAACCAUGGGUAAAGUUAGAAGUUUAUAUAAAAGAAAGAAUGAGUCAAUACCAACAAGUGAAGAGGACAUGGACGUUGGAGAUCAACUAAAGAGGAAUGUCAUCAAGGUAGAAAUAUUCUAUAAACAGUUGAACUAUGAAUACCUUAAAGCAACACCUGCAUAUGAUUGGAGUAGUUUGAUAUCUGAUAUUGGAGGACAAGCUGGUCUGUGGGUCGGCUUCUCUGUUUUAACAUUAAUUGAGCUAGCAGAG
Molecule: messenger RNA, 1170 nt
Organism: Lottia gigantea (owl limpet)
Lineage: Eukaryota; Metazoa; Mollusca; Gastropoda; Lottiidae
Exons: 10
Biological process (GO): sodium ion transmembrane transport
Cellular component (GO): membrane
Molecular function (GO): ligand-gated sodium channel activity
Source: RefSeq, a predicted model, not a curated record